Messenger RNA from Halichondria panicea, 2677 nucleotides. RefSeq lists its product as uncharacterized. Gene Ontology annotation, molecular function: GTPase activator activity; protein binding. Gene Ontology annotation, cellular component: cytoplasm. The transcript is spliced from 13 exons. The record is from RefSeq and is a predicted model, not a curated record. Bases 94 to 2562 code for a protein of 822 amino acids. Lineage: Eukaryota; Metazoa; Porifera; Demospongiae; Suberitida; Halichondriidae.
UUUUGCAGAUUAGUGUGUAAUUCGCACAAGAUUCAAGCUAGGUACGUAGAGAAGUUGAGCUGUUAUAGCUGAUCUAUAGAGCCACUUGACAAGAUGAUGGAGGUACCUACCGAGCUGCGCCAUCUCAAGGACUUUCCAGCCUACAAUGCGAGCUUUCAAGAUGGUCCCAACUUCAGACAAAGCCUGUCUCACUGGGCCCUGAGGACAGAGAAGCUUGCCAAUGCUUUCACUAGUCUGUCAGAUACGUGCCAGCGAUUUCAUGAGAGCGGAGUGGAACACUACAAGUCUGCUUCUAAGAUGGUGUCCUGUGUACAGAGCAUCGGUGGACUGUGCAACAACAGCCUAGGACAGUCGGUGUCUGGCCCCAUGCAGAAGAUCUGUGAGAGUCUGACUAACUUGUGGUGCUACCAUGAAGUAUUCCUGGGGCAGACUCAGAUGCUCAGCAUUGGCCCCAUCAGAGAACUAGCUGCCACCUUCUGCAACCUCAAGAAACUGUAUGAAGAGUUGCUCCAUUAUCGUGAAGAGUAUCGCACGGCUGCAGAGAAGCUCUGCUCUUGUCGACAUAUGUCCAGGCUUCCCGAUAAAACAACAUUUGCAGCCAUUACUGAGAGUUGCUAUAAUGCUGAGAAGACGUACCGACUUAUUUUGUCCAAGUACCUCACUCUACUCAGACAAGCGCACACCAAGGACAUAAUGGUGUUUGUGAGACGGUUCAUGGAACAUGUGUUCAGCCUGUUUGCCUAUCACACGAAUGCAGCCACCAUGCUUCGUAAUCUGGAACCAGAAGUGAACGACUUCUUCACUCAGAGCAAAGACUGGCAGAGGUUUUACGAAGAAGAGCUCUCUCUCUGGUCCAAACUGCAUCACAGUGUUCAACGUCACAUCAUGGCAGAGUUUCAACUCAAUGUGGGACUAAUACCACUCCCAGAGGGAAACACCAAGCCACACAAAUUGAGGAAAUUCCCAUCCAAUCCAAGCAAAAAAGAAAUGAAGUCCAUUGUGAUAUCGGCCCCGAUCGAGGCUGACCCCUCCGGUAGUCCUCUACGAAAGUUCUCUGAGAGCAAACCACCACCCCACAACGGUCAUCCUGUCACGCCCAUCAAGAAACCAGAGAAACGCCCUCUCGGUCGCACACAAAGCUCCCCCCUAGUUGACCCCGAGGAUGUUCUACUCAAAAGCUCUGAAGCGGAUCUUGGCAGUUCAUGUGAGAUUCUAGACGAGGAUUACAGCAUUCUGGACUCCAUUGAGAUACGAAAUGCUGCUGAUCUAAUGGAGCAAGUGAUACAGAGAUCUACCAGUCAUUCAGUAAGCUCUGGCAGUCCCUCACUAUUCCAAGCUGUGAGGGGACGUCUCAUCAAGAGGCGUAAGAAAAGUCAGAACUCAGCAGAGAACCUCGCUGAUGAUCCACCAUCAGGGGAUGAAGAUCGAUCAUCCUCUAGCACACCACCCGAGGGUCAAAGUCCAAUCAUGCCACGAAAGAGCAAAAGCUCGGGACUGUUUCGUAUAGGGCGUCGUAAAGGAAAGGAUAUGAUUACUAAACUGAAGCCAUCAGCUAGUCAGCCUGAGAAGCUGGGACAAGAGUUUCCAGUGCUCAAGGAGGCAUCUCUUUCCCCUCCACCGACUGGCAAUGGUCACGAGGAUCUGUUUGAAAGGGGACAUCUACUAAGACGUGAUCGUGACCCCUCCCAUAAAGUGUCGGGCCCGCUAAUAAAAGAUCGUAAGGAGAAGCAAGCGAUGAGUUACAACCUUCAGAAGAUGGUACUCCCUCUACCAAAGGCCUGGACCAGGUGUGGCUAUCUGUGGCUGAGGAUGAAACUGCCUAACAACAUCUAUGCCUGGACCUACAUAUAUUGCGUGGUGGACAAGGAUCGUGGUGAACUCAUGAUACAAGAACAGAGUCUACCACAACCUCGUAAACUAGAGAACCUGAUGUUAUGCAACACAAGAGCCUGCAAACCUGACUUCAUUGACAGGAACUACUGCUUCAGGGUGAUCUCCCCAACCACAGAGCACUUGUUCCAGUCACUCAAUGAACAACAAAUGAACAUGUGGGUGAGUGCUCUACAGGAGACAACAGAAGAGGCUCUCAAAAGAACAGAUCAUCGACCGUCUCGUUCUGACCUCAUCAACUCUACCAACAGUGUCGACACUAUGGAUUUGGUCCCACACGCCAUGAAGGAGAUACGUAAGAUACAAGGGAACAAGGAUUGUGCAGAUUGCUCUAGUACCAUCGAAGUUGAGUGGGCGAGUGUGAACCUUGGUAUAGUCUUGUGUAUAAAGUGCUCUGGUGUUCACCGUGGUCUCGGAGUGCAUGUCUCUAAGGUCCGCUCACUCAACCUGGACAAGUGGGAUCGCCCCACCGUCGACUUUAUGGUAUCUCAGGGCAACAAUAAGUCUAACAGUUACUACGAGGCUACUUUAGGAGACGGUCUCUUCACUGAGGACAUCAAGAGACCAUCUCACAACUCUAAGAAGGAUGUGAGAGCUUUGUUCAUACAGCAGAAGUACGUGGCGCUGGCGUUUGUGCCCGAGUGUGGAGAUAAUAGAGACACUCAACUAUAGACUAACUGUUUGUGAUCCUUGUUAGAAAUUUUAAUUGACAAUUAUUAUUAUUAAUUCUUCACAAGUUUUAUAUCAUGUUUAAAUGUUGUAUAUAUAAUUGAUAAUGUGCGAUCAA